Molecule: messenger RNA, 995 nt
Organism: Acomys russatus (golden spiny mouse)
Lineage: Eukaryota; Metazoa; Chordata; Mammalia; Rodentia; Muridae
Product: vomeronasal type-1 receptor 4-like
Exons: 1
Coding region: 57-995 (312 amino acids)
Biological process (GO): G protein-coupled receptor signaling pathway
Cellular component (GO): membrane
Molecular function (GO): pheromone receptor activity
Source: RefSeq, a predicted model, not a curated record
CAAUACAUGUUUUGUCUCAGAGACAUGAUUGCUAAUAUAACUUAAAGGAGAAAUUGAUGAACGACAGAAUGGCCUUAGGGAACACAGCAAUAGGUAUAUUGCUCUCACUUCAGAGUGCAUUAGGAAUUCUGGGAAACUUCUCUCUUAUUUUCUACUAUCUUUUACUUUACUGCACUGAGCAUACAAUGAAGAUAGUAGAUGUUAUUCUUAUGCAUGUCUUCACAACCAAUUCCUUGAUCAUUCUCUCUAAAGGGCUCCCCGAGAUAAUGGAGUCUUUUGGAUUGAUUCCAUUCUUCAGUGAUGUUGCGUGCAAAUUUUUCUUAUAUUUUUACAGACUUGGAAAGAGUAUGUCCAUCAGCCUCACUGCUCUCUUGAGUGUCUUUCAGGCAAUCACCAUCAGCCCCAGGAACUUGUGCUGUAUGGAAUUUAAAGUCAAAACUACUGCAAAGUUCAUGAGCCUCCUCAUUUGUCUCUGCUGGAUCCUGCAUGUGGUAGUAAAUAUGAUUUUCCCUGUGUAUACUUCUACUAAGAGAAAUAGACACACAAAUAAGACACAAAUGAGAGAUUUUGAAUUCUGCCACUCUCAAGGCCGUGAUAAAAUAGUAGAUUCAUUGUAUACAGCAUUUUGUGUGUUUCCUGAAGUCCUAUUUUCUCUGCUCAUUGUAUGUUCCAGCACCUUCAUGAUUGUCACACUUUAUGGACACAAAAAGAGAGUUCACCAAAUCCUCAGCACUUGUGCUUCCCAGAGAAUUUCCCCAGAAAACAGAGCCACACAGACCAUCCUCAUUCUGGUUUGCACCUUUGUAGCUUUUCAUACCAUCUCUUCUAUCUUAAACGGUUAUACUGCUCUAUACCAUGAUUCCAGUGGGUGGGUGAUGAAUAUCUCAUCCAUCAUUUAUAUGUGUUUUCCUACUUUAAGCCCAUUUGUGAUGAGUCACGAUUUCACUGUUUCCAGAUUCUGCUUUACAAGGAUAAGAAAUAGAAAAAUCACAUAA